AGUUUUCCGCAUAUCUUCCAUCUUUAAACACGUCGAGUGUUUGGAGUUUUUCCUAUUCUAAUCGCCGACGAUUCGGCCGGCUCAUUAUCACAUCCACAAAAAUCUCCAUCGGGCCAAAGUGAGUUGUAAAACAGACAAAAUGAAAAGCAGCAAGUAUUUGUUCAUAUUUUUUGGAACCGUCUUUCUACAGAACUGUUUUGCAGCUCCGGCUUUAUCUAACCCGACAUUCAACGAUGAGGAUCUUACGAAUAGUAUCGAAGAAGAAAACGAUGAAAGGGAAGAGGAAGAUGAAGAUGAUACUCUGGUAUUAGAUGAGGACGAUUUUACGACACAUGGAUUAGAGAGAUUGAGUUCGGCAGCGACUUGUCUUGUGGCUGGAAUCGAAUAUACUCACGGUCAACAGAUAUACCGUCAAGAUCAAUGUGAGUUUUGUCUAUGUCUAGACGGCGAAAUGUUUUGCUGGUGGCAAGAUUGUCCUCCAACUAUGGAAGGACCUUGUAAAGAUCGAGGUCCGUUUUCUCCGUGUAUGAGUGUACCAGCUAACCCACAACACUCUCCUUCACCAUCGUCUUCUGCGCUAUCAGAAAUAACAACAAGAAGUAAUAUGGUAAGCUCAGCUAAAAGUACUGUAAAAUCUUGGUCUUCCACGAAGUCUUCGACUACGACGUCGUUUAAGCCACUAGAAACAUCUACUUAUACGGAAAGGACAUCGAUUGAUAUUUCGAGUCGACCUCCAGAGAGCAGUACUUCGGUAAAUAAUAAAUAUUGCGUUGUAAUGGGUCAAAAAUAUCAGAUUGGGGAUAAAUUACCUCAUGAUACCGGUAAUUGUUUGGAAUGUAUCUGCGGACAAGGUGCAAAAGUGACUUGUUCGCCACAUCAGUGCGCUCCGGUUGAAGAUGAUUUGAACGACUAUCACAUGUCCGGUGCCAGACAAUCUGUCCCCGACAUUUUUUAAAUUUUAAGUACUUAGAUGUUAUUUUCAGUUCAUUUUUUUUGACAAAUAUACCGCCUAAUGAAUCUUUUAUAGAGUUAUAGGGAAACGAUUAGGAAAAAUUUGAAAAAUCCAUGGCAAUUGUUAUCUUUAAACUCAAUAAUAUCGUCGACAGAAAUGUGGAAAAUUUAACCUCAAAUUCACCAAGUGACGAUUUUUGGAUAUCCACACAACCUACAGUUUCUGGAGUGGAAGACAAGAUCAAAAAAAGGAUCAUCGUCGAAAAAUACAGUACCAAAUCGUGCUGCUUUGCCAGCUUCCAUACGACUCAGACCAAUUACUUCCAAGACUGCUUUAGAUAAUGAAGAUAUCGCUUUGAGGAUGUUGGGGUUGACACUGAGUCUUCUGCGUUAACUAAAAUUGUUGAUGAAAGAAGUUUGAAGCUGUGAGAAAAUUCGUUAAUACCAACUACAUAUCUAAUACAUAUCCAGUGCUGGCAAUCUAACAAAAAAGCGGAUCUAGCAGAUUGGAAUUGUCUUUUUUGGUUUUUGGUCUUGUUUAAAGAUGCCUGCUUGCUACGUCAAUAAUUUCAAGCUUUCUAUGGAGUGAUAUAGUGAGAAAUAAUUCCUCGUGGUUAUUAUAAUAACCUAAAUCAACGAUUAUAAUCGAUAUUUAUACAGGAUGUCCCACGACGAGUUAAAACUAUCUGUAUAUGGCAAAGUACUUAUAGUAAAAUCAUGAAAAUUUCUACGUUUGGGUUUUUAGAUACGAUCUUUUUAACUAAGAUAUUUUUAAAUAUGGCCGACUUCCGGUUCUACCGGAAGUCGACUGUAACUUUGUUAUUUUUGAUAGAACAUCCUAUAUAUUAAUACAUUUUUGAAAUCUACGUAAAAUUUUAGUAUACUUUUGUCUAAAAACUUUUUUCGAAAAAUGCAUACUUUUUGCGUUAUUAAUUUUUUUGUAAAAAAUUUGACCGUUGCAGAUCCUUAUAAAUUAUUUUUUUACCCUUAAAGAUAUGAAAAUGUUUUCUAUUCUGUUGCUUUUAAAAAGGUUAGACGUAUUUGAAUCUAUAUUGAAAAAUAUUUCAUUUUAUACAGGGUGUGUAUGAAACGUGUUCAAAGUUUAACUUCAUAAAUAUCUAAUUUUUUUAUUUUUUUUUUAAAUAGAACCCCUCGGUUUUUUCUAUUUUAAUGCAUUCAAGGGUGAAAAUAAGGCAAAUUCAUAUAUACUUUCCUAUACUUAAGACUUACCCUCAAAUGUCAUUUAUACCUUAAUGCAUUAAAAUAGAAAAAACCGGGUGGUUCUAUUAAAAAAAAAAAGAAAUUAGAUAUUUAUGAAGUUAAACUUUGAACAUGUUUUAUACACACCCUGUAUAAAACGAAAAAUGUUUCAACAUGGAUUCAAAUACGUCUGAUCUUGCUAAAAGCAACCGAAUAGAAACCAUUUUCAAAUCUUCAAUGGUAUCCUCGUAAUAAAAUAAUUUAUAAGGGUCUGCAACGGUCAAAUUUUUUACAAAAAAAUUAAUAACUCAAAAAAUAUGCAUUUUUCGAAAAAAGUUUUUAGACAAAAGUACACUAAAAUUUUACGUAGAUUCCAAAAAUGUAUAAAUAUAUGGGGUGUUUCAUUUAAAAUAACAAAGUUACAGCAUUUUCAACAUCACCUUAGGAUUGAAUUUUUUACCACGGUAUGGAUCUGAAUAAAAAGUGAUCUGACUGUGCAAGUUUGGACUAAAUGCUGGUUCUUAUUCCGUAGUAUUUGGUUUAGCAUUGUCUUGUUGUAAGAUAACCUGCUAUUGAUUAAUAAAACCUCAAACUUUCGAGUCAGCUGUCCACUAUAUACCUCGGCAUUUAUAGCUCGAUCUUUUGGAAUGAUUUCCGACAGACACACAACAAGACAAGUUUUUGCCAUUGUCUUUUGUCUAACCACUAAUUUCCCAUGUUGGAGUUGUUUAGAUAAACCAUACAAUGCGUCUAGUUUAAAAAUAAAAUGAAGAGUUUCGACCAAAUAAUGACGAUGGAAUUGUUGUUUAAUAAAAAAAAUUGAUAUACAAUAGAAUCAGUUUCUGGUGGUUGUUUGUUGUUUGUUGUUGUCUGGUGUUUAUGUUUUACAACAUUUCCUCAUUAAACACGUAUUAGAACGUCCUGAUAUUGUCCUUUUAGUCCUCGCUUCCUUAUUGAUCGUUUUAUUUGAAGUCAUCUGAUUGAAGACAUCCAAAAUCCAGUACAAAAUUAUACUGGAAACAGUAUUGGAAGAAAUACGAUUCAAAAUUGGACAAAAUCGUCGAUUGGCUCGAAUACCAAGGAUAAAAAAUUACUAAUUACUCGAAUAGAUCGACCGCGAUUGGCCAAAAGUGAUGUACAAGAUCCAAAACUCAAUUAUAGAAACUAACAUUUUUUCGAAUAAUUAUCGAUUACUACUGAACAUUCAUUAUAUAAUUAUCGCUGGAACAAUCGAAAAUAAUCGAUUAUUUCACCAGUAUCGACACGUAGUUUUCUCAGUUUACGAAUUAAAUAUAAUAAUCGAUUAUCUCAUGUUUUGUUUAUUGACGUAGAUCCUAGACACGAACCAAGACAUUACAACGGUUCAGUGCUGAUUUCAUUAUCAAAAUUGUCGUAUACAAAUCGAAUGACUUUAAUAACUACAAGUUUAAAGAUUUCUAUCUCUAUUCUGUGUGUCAUAUCAAAAGAUAUAUCAAUGCGUGUCUUAAUCCAAGUAUUUAAAUGAAUAAUUAUUUGUAUAACAAUAGAAAAUCAUGAUAUGUAUCUUGUAAAGGAUGUAGUGAUUUUAUAUAAUAAUCCUUUUUAUAAUAAGUGUAAUUGGAACCAACUUGUAGAGUAGGAUACUUAGGAAUAGGUUUAUACGUUUCUUAGCUCUUGGAAAUAUCUUUGAUGUAUGAAAUUAUCGAUAAGUAUAUAUGAUAAUAAAGUUUUUUCGUUAUUUAAUGUCGACUGUUACAUAAACUGCUACUUUGGUCGAAAAAAUGGCGAAACAUCUUAAAAUAUUUAUGUCAAAACGAUUCUUCAUUACCUUCGCUGUUUUUAAUGACUUCUAAAGAAUCCAAAAGCGUGUUCCAAUGCAAUUAUAAUUCGAAAAAAGUCUUAGAUUCUUCAAUAAGCAUUCAAACAAACCGAAUAGCCCUGGCAGUUAAGGCCUUCGUAAUCUAAAAAGAAGAAUAUCACAGAAUACUUUAUUCUGUGGGCGGAACUUAUCAAAAAAUGACAGUUUACGUUAACGAUACCAUAAUUAUAAAAACGUAUAAACGAAUUUAUAUACCGAAUAAAUCUUCUCUUUCAACUUGGAGUUCACGUUUUUGACAAACACUGACAAAUCAAAUCGAUUUAGUUAUAACUUAAUAAAAUAAAGUCAAAAAUGGGUGAUUAUUUAAGUCGAAUUACAACUAGACUAUUCGAUUAUCAUCUUAAAACAAUUCAUCCUUGUGUUUACUCAUCUCAAGAAUUAUAAAUACAAAGGUAGCCCCAAAAAGUCACUACAAACAAACCGAAUAGCCCCGGCAGUUAAGGCCUUUCUAAUCUAAAAAAAAGAAGAUCACAGAAUACUCUAUUCUGUGGACGGAACAUAUCAAACAAUGACAGUUUACGUCAACGGUACCAUAAGAAAAAAAUAUUGUUUUUAUUCACAAAAAAAGUUAUUUAGAAACUCAAUUCUUAGAUUCUUCAUUAAGCAUUGAAUUUUAAUGGUAUUUGAAGAAUCAGAUUUAUAAGAAUAAUGGGAAUGCAUUUAUUGGAUUCGAUCUUUGAUUCCCCUCUGGUUGACGUUGAUCCUAAUAGAUGUUUUACCAUUUCUCUUUUGCUUCGGAAUAUAAGAGGAAUUGCAGUAUAUAUAAUUGGAUUGUCUCAUCAAAGCAGCGCAACAGCGACAUGUUGAAUCUUUUUACAUAGCAAUUUAGAACGAAGUUUAUAAUGGUCCGUGUGCACAUGAAAUCAGUGCACUUGUGGAUCGCUAAUGAAUAAAUCGGUGUCGAAAUGGAAAAUUUGAUAAAAUUACUGAUAUUAGCGUGCCAUAUACAAAAAUAAUUAAUGUUUUUUCACUUCUUUCAUAAUAAAAAAUAUCUUCUACUAUUUAUUGAUAUUCUUAAUUUAAAAAAACAAUCAAUUAUCUCGUAAAAAAUCAAUCCAAGUUUAUACUGGUGCGUGUGCACAUGAAAUCAGUGCACUUGUAGGUCGCUAAUGUAAAAAUCUGUUACGAAAUGGAAAAUUUGAUCAAAUUACUGACAUUAACGGGUCAUAUACAAAAAAAAAUAGAUGGUCUGAAUUAAAGAUGUAUCUUCGUUAGAGCCUCAAACUCUAUCCACAUCUUCUCGAAGUAUGGGGAGACUGGGGAACUCCAGAGCAUUGCACUUGGGGAUGUAUAAAAUAGUAAAUUAUUAUCUUGUUAAGCUGCUUUGGUGAAACAAUGAUUCUAAGUGUGACGGUGAAAUCGACACGUUAGUUUUACUUAGUUAGUUCUUGACAAUUUCAUCAACGAAAUCUUAAAACGUUGAUUAAAACUAAUGAAUGUUACAGGGUUAAUUUCAUUAAUAGAUAAUGACUCUUUUAUUUUAAACUGGAUUUAUUAGGUACUAGAAAUUUGAAUGAAUAUUCGUAUCGAUAUUGUAUACGUCUAAGAAGUAGAUUUAUAACUGAUUAUGAGAAAUAGUCAUUAGAUACAUUGUAUAAAGUACGAGGCUAACAAUAUUUAGAUAUUCAAAUAAAUGGUAUUAUAUUGAUGUGAUAGAAAAGUAUUAUUUCGAAAUUCGGAGUUAUUUUCAAUGUUAAUAGUGUUAAGUUUAGGAAAUUUUUAACGUUUUAUCUCAUGAAAAGAAUAAAAUUUUCAAUAUAA
Messenger RNA from Diorhabda carinulata, 5770 nucleotides. Its product is annotated as cysteine-rich motor neuron 1 protein. NCBI's taxonomy places the organism in Eukaryota, Metazoa, Arthropoda, Insecta, Coleoptera, Chrysomelidae. The transcript has 5 exons. The record is from RefSeq and is a predicted model, not a curated record. Bases 140 to 955 code for a protein of 271 amino acids.